AUGAUUUUCUAGAAGUGUAGUUGCAUUAUAUUAUGAUAGAACCGUUGCAUUAGAUCAUUUCCCUAUUCUAUAUGCAAUUAUAGUUAUACAUGCAACGCACCAAGUCAUUUGCCUCGUCCCAAAAAUAAGGUGCAUCAAUGAUUUUGGUUUAUUUUAAUUUCUUGAACUCGGGCUCGACUGAGGCGAGUUAUUCCAUCUCACACAAGUAACUCGCCUCAUCCAAGGCCAAAGAGAGACGCCCAUAGCCGAGUCGAGUCCCAUUACCUUGGUUCAUGUUAUUUUGGUCCAUUUUAGUUAUUGAUGCUUAGGGUUCUUUCUUUUCUCCUUGGCAUGUUCUUUCCUUCCCACUGUAAAAAGAGAAAUGCUAAAAGUAACCUGAUCUUAAUGUAAUAAAGUGUGCACAACCACCUUUUCCUUUUAGCAAAUCCUUUGCUUCAAAUCUAGGCCAACCUUACAAUAUAAAACUAAUAUAUGAGAAUAAAAUUCUAUCAAAAACACAUCGAAAUUGGGUGUCUAACUAUUAGAUAUGCCUGACUCCCUUUACGCUUUACCUCAUUCUUUGCUUCCCAAAUAAAAAAGAGAAGAUGGUGAUCAUUGAUGACCUCUGAUGGAACGAAAUGUGCAUCGCCAUCCUCAUUUUAAGCACAUUCUCUUCUUCCCAGACAUUAAAACUGGACAAACCAAACAUAUAGAGCUAAUAGCAGAGAGAAAUCCUUCCCAUUGCAAACACACACAAGUUAGGCACGAGCACUUCUCAAGGUCUGGUUUUUGAGGAACACUGCAAUGGCAGAAUCUGCUGUUACAUUUCUCUGGGAGAAAUCAAACGAUUUUAUCAUAAAGGAAGUGCAGCUCCGUAGUGGAGUGCGUGAAGAUGCCAUCUGGAUUAGAGAUGUGCUCCAGGAAAUGAAAAGGUUCCUACGGAGCGCUGAUUAAAGAAACGAGACAGAUGAGGGACUGAGAGGUUGGGUGGGAGAUGUGAUAGAGGUGGCCUAUGUUGCGGAUGAUGCCCUCGACGAGUUCAUCACUCAGAUGAAUAAUUUAAAGCUCCACAGAGGACGAAAGUGUGAAUUAAAUUUAGUCAAGAAGCUCACUGUCUAUAAUAAGUUUGCGACUGAGGUCGAAAGAAUUAGGAGGAGGGUUCAGAAAGUUAAAGAUAGGAGCUCAGGGUACCAUUUGGAGGUGGCAAGAGAUGGAGGGGUGCCCUCAAAUGAUUCCUUCAUACAUUGGAAAGAUCCACGCCUUGCUUUUUCUCCAAUGGAGAAAGCUGAUAUCGUGGGGAUCGACAAUCCUGUAAGUGAAUUAAGUUCUUGGUUAUUCAGUAUGGGGUCGAAAAGUACAGUGCUUUCAUUGGUGGGAAUGGGUGGGGUGGGUAAGACCAGAGUAGCAAAGAGAGUUUACAAUUCCAACAGCAACAAUUUUGCAAGUUGUGUACGGGUCACUGUAUCACAAUCCUUUAAGAUUGUAGACAUACUUGAAUCUAACAUCAAUGAAUUUGGCAUUGCAAGAAGUCUGGAGGGGAGUUCAAAUGAAUCUGAGAAGGAGCUCCAAUCCAAGCUAUUGAACUAUCUCAAUGAUCAUCGUACUUAAUAUGGCUAUGGAUUGUUGAAGAGAAAUGACUCUCAGGAAGUCAUGGGUGGACACAGCAAAUGAGUACUUCAAAGAGCUUCUUGACCCAAAUAUGCUACUAAUUGGUGUGGUAGAGGAUGAUGGGGAUGCCGUCUCUUGCCGACUUCAUGAUGUUGAACUCGAGUUCGCUAUCCCCAUUGCCAAGGAGGAGAUACUGAGUGAAUUCUAUGGUGGAGACUGUAAUUUUCGAACCCUCAUACAAAAAACCUGCCGCCUCUUUAUUGCUGGCAAUUAUAAAUAAAUUUUGAAGAAAAGAGACAUGCCCCGAGUUCGCUCUCUAUUAAUGUUUCGAGGUGGCAAAUCGGAUGGCUCUUUUUGAGAAUCACUGAGUUGCAAAUUCAGGAGGUUGAGAGUAUUGCUUGUGGAAAGUAGUGAAUUGUCAGAAAUUCCUAUUAAUGUGAGGGAUGUAGAAAGAAAUGAUCCACAUAAUUUGCAAGAACUUACCCCUGUGAACAUAAAACAUUGUAUGUAACAGGAAAACGAUUACUAUUUCCUAAAACGAGAUCGACAUCGAACUAAGGCAUGUAGGAGCCCGAAAAUAAUCUUC
This is a messenger RNA of Amborella trichopoda, 2173 nucleotides long. The record is from RefSeq and is a predicted model, not a curated record. Lineage: Eukaryota; Viridiplantae; Streptophyta; Magnoliopsida; Amborellales; Amborellaceae.